This is a messenger RNA of Spodoptera littoralis (African cotton leafworm), 1512 nucleotides long. The record is from the annotation of a GenBank genome assembly. Lineage: Eukaryota; Metazoa; Arthropoda; Insecta; Lepidoptera; Noctuidae.
AUGUUCGGGUUUAUCAUAGAGUUGGUUCUUGUUUUUAUAAUAUCUUGUUUAUCUAUUUUCUAUUUUUUCGUGCGAAGUAAUUAUGGAUAUUGGAAGAAGCGUGGCGUGCCUUACGAUGAACCAAGGUUUAUUUUCGGGAGUCUUUCGUUCCUCAUGAGAAGGAGUUUCUGGGAUGUGUUCUACGAUCUAGGUAAAAAGUACAAGAAGUAUGAUUAUAUUGGAAUCUUCAUGUCAUGGAAACCAGCCCUCAUGCUGCUCUCGAAGGAUCUCUCAAAGAAAAUUCUUGUGAAAGAUAGUGACAGUUUCCAAGAUAGAUACAGCUAUUCUGGGAUGAAAGAUGAUCCUUUGGGGUCAUUGAAUUUGUUCAGUAUCAAGAGUCCAAUGUGGAUUCAAAUGAGGAGCGAGCUAUCGCCGAUGUUUACAAGUCUUCGUUUGAAAGGAGUCACGGAACUUAUGAACAUAAACUCCACGGAACUCGUGCGCAGGGUGCAGAAGGAUUACAUCGAGAAAAAUGAACCUGUUGACCUUAAGCAACUGUUUUCGAUGUACACAUCGGACACAGUAGCGUAUACAGUGUUCGGCAUCCGAGUGAGUGCUUUGAAAGAACUUGCGUCUCCCCUCUGGGACAUCACACAACACAUGGUGAAAUGGACCUUCUGGAGAGGAUUGGAGUUCACUAUGGUCUUCUUCCUACCUGUUAUUGCUGAGAUCUUCAGAUUGAAAUUCUUCUCGCAGCCCGCUACAGAACAUAUAAGGAAGUUAUUCCAUGAAGUAGUAGCACAAAGAAAGAAAACUGGAGAAUCCAAUGACAAGGACCUCGUCAAUCAUUUAUUAAAGUUAAAGGCGAACUUGAAACUCCCCGUAGGAUCCGAUGCAGAAUUAGCCGAUAACCUAAUGAUGGCUCAGGUAGCAGUGUUCAUACUGGGUUCCAUUGAAACAUCAUCAACGACAUUGACGUACUUCCUAAAUGAGCUGGCUUAUCAUCCUGAGGAACAGGAAAAACUCUACCAGGAAGUCACAGCGGUGUUAAAAGAGAGCGGAAAAGAAAUCUUGGAAUAUGACGACUUGUUGAAAGUGAAAUAUCUGACAGCAUGCAUGCAUGAAACAUUAAGAAAAUACCCACCAGUACCUCACUUGGACAGAGUAUGCAACAAGGCGUACAAACUGACAGAUAACAUGACUGUGGAACCUGGUACUCCAGUCUACGUGAACGUGGUUGCCAUCCACUACAACGAGGAGUACUACCCUGAACCUGAGGAGUGGAAGCCCGAGAGAUUCAUCAACUCCACUGACAGUGAUAACCAUGAUUUCACGUUCCUGCCAUUUGGUGAAGGCCCCAGGUUUUGCAUAGGUAAACGCUACGGCAUGAUGCAAAUAAGGACAGCAAUCGCCCAGUUGAUAACUAAAUACAAAUUUGAGCCCGCUGCGCCCAAAAAACUCGAGACUGAUCCCUACAGCGUUAUCUUGGGGCCCAAAGAUGGCGGCAAAGUGAAGUUUAUACCUAGAACAUAA